AUGACGGCCGAAGUUUCUAAGGUCAAGUUACGAAGUAUUGAUUACUUGACACCUGAACAACUGCAACGCAAACGCGAAGUGGAUCGCAGGAGUCAGCGUCAAGCGAGGGCACGAACCCGAGCCUAUAUCGCGGAAUUAGAGCAGAGGGUCCGAGACUUUGAGGCUCGUAUCCACACUCUUGAGCAAGAGUUUUCAACAUUUGUGUCCAGCUGCAAAUGCAAAAGAGAGCCCCAGGAGUGCGUUACACUGCCACGAAACGAGUCGACAUGGGAAGAUACCACACAUGCAUCUAUUCUUGCGAAUGUAGAACAAAGUCAAUCUAUGCUUAGAACAGAGCAAUGGAUCGACCAAGGUAGCGGCCUUGAUAUCUCGCAGCUGAUGAGCAUUGACAGCACAACUCAAGCUACGGCGCAAGGUCUCCCCUUGCCAGCAUGGUCGGCAGGAUCACCUUCUGUAGCGUCAAUUCCAGUUCAUUCUUUACCGGAUCCACCAGUCUGGCAAGCUUUGCCAAAGCACACUCCGCCAACCUCGCCUACAUGUGCACUCGAUAUUGUGAUGACCAAUUUAAUUCAAAAUCGGCGUGCAUAUGAAGCAAGCGGAGGAAACGAUCAGGAGUUUAGGAAACGAGCGUUUCCGAGCAUCCAGAGUCUCCUCAAUCCAACCUAUGACGCAGUCAAAGCACCAGUCACCAGCACAAUUGUCAACAACAUAAUACAUGUUAUGACGGUGCCUACUCUGCCGGAGCAAAUUGCCAUCCUGUACGUAAUGAGCUCUGUUGUACGGUGGCAGAUCUCUCCGACUGAGGCAAACUACGACAAAAUGCCAGAAUGGCUUCGACCUACUCCCUCCCAGCUGUUUACGCCACAUCCGCCAUGGAUCGACAUGUUCAUUUGGCCAAAGGCUCGUGAGCGGUUAUGUCGCCAGGAGAAGUAUCAUUCCAAGCAUGGAUUGAUGAGCAAACUUUGUAACGAAAGCUUGUCCAUCAAUUGGCCCCAUCAGCCGUCGGAUAUGAUACUUCAGGUCGGAGAUGACACGAUCCUGAACCCAAUUUUCGAGAGGCACAUCAAAAAGAUUGAAAACUGGACCGUCAGUGCUAGUGUGCUCGAAAAGUAA
Verruconis gallopava is the source of this 1113-nucleotide messenger RNA. RefSeq lists its product as uncharacterized. Gene Ontology annotation, biological process: regulation of DNA-templated transcription. Lineage: Eukaryota; Fungi; Ascomycota; Dothideomycetes; Venturiales; Sympoventuriaceae. The record is from RefSeq and is a predicted model, not a curated record. The transcript has 2 exons. The coding region runs from base 1 to 1113 and encodes 370 amino acids. Gene Ontology annotation, molecular function: DNA-binding transcription factor activity.